Pneumocystis carinii B80 is the source of this 595-nucleotide messenger RNA. RefSeq lists its product as hypothetical. The transcript has 5 exons. The record is from RefSeq and is a predicted model, not a curated record. NCBI's taxonomy places the organism in Eukaryota, Fungi, Ascomycota, Pneumocystomycetes, Pneumocystales, Pneumocystaceae. Bases 45 to 539 code for a protein of 164 amino acids.
UGUUAACUUAUAUUCUAUUACAACUAUUAUAUUUUACUUUUUUAAUGUUGCAUUCUAUAACUAACCGGAAAUAUUUACAAAUUUCUAAUGAUCUGCUGAUUGAAAUGCGAUUCUUUUUAAAUAACGCAUAUCCUUCAUCUAUUACUGAUUCUGUUUUACAAAAUAUUAUAGAUUUUAUUAAACCUUCAAUUAUACUUAAAUUACAAAAAGAUCAAUUACAAAAACAGAAAAAAAAUGCAAAAGAUUUAAUUGAAAAUGAUAAAUUUAAAAUUACUUUAUUUUUUGUACCCUCAAAAAGUAGUAAUUUUUUAUUAAAAAGGGUUACUACUUUUGUGUUUCCUUUAGAAGAUAAAGAUAAAUCUACUAUCGAUCACUUUACUGAAAAUACAACUAUUACGAAUUUUGAUACAAAAGAUGAUCCUUCAUCAGAUUCUGCAUUAGAUUCUUCUUCAUUUGUUAAAUCUAUGCCCAUAACUACUUACAAAAAGUGUAAUACAUAUAAAAAAAUUCUUUAUGUAGAGGUCAGUUUUAAGGACUAAAGAAAAGUGAUAUCUUAAUUGUCUUUUUUUUUAAAAAAGUUAUAUAAUUUUUCCAG